Messenger RNA from Carcharodon carcharias (great white shark), 4592 nucleotides. Its product is annotated as E3 ubiquitin-protein ligase DZIP3-like. Gene Ontology annotation, molecular function: RNA binding; polyubiquitin modification-dependent protein binding; ubiquitin protein ligase activity. Gene Ontology annotation, biological process: protein polyubiquitination. Gene Ontology annotation, cellular component: cytoplasm. NCBI's taxonomy places the organism in Eukaryota, Metazoa, Chordata, Chondrichthyes, Lamniformes, Lamnidae. Bases 141 to 4397 code for a protein of 1418 amino acids. The transcript has 32 exons. The record is from RefSeq and is a predicted model, not a curated record.
GAAUUCAGUGUCAACAUAAAGCGUUACUAGCUCUUGCCGCGCCUGUGCGGAACUGGACGUCGAAACUGCGACACGUACGGCAGGCUGGUAUUUCAUUGUCUGAUUAAAUUCGAAAGAGGCCUCACUCAACAUACAUAGUCAUGGCUGGAACAGAUUGUAUAAAUUUUGUAAAAGUUGAUGCUGUGACGGUUCAAGAAGAACACCGUAUCAAGAUGGGUCCUGAGGUUGAAGAAGAAACAUUUUCUUUAGUGGUGGAGAAUGACCAUGUUGAAGAGCAAUCCAGAAAUAAUUCGUUAGACAUAUACCAGAAACUUGGUUUCUACUCAUCAAUGAGUAUUGAUGAAAAGAUUAAGCAAUUCCAAAUCUUCCUCACCACUGUACUGAUGAGUGAUUUGGUGCGACAGCUAAGUGAAGUACAAUAUCUUUUACUAUUGCAUUACUUCGUUAUGACUCUCUGUUCUAGAGGCCAGGCACAGGAUCUGUCUGAAGCUGAAAAGCAGAUUAAGACAAUUGAAAAAAUGACAAAGGAGACACCAGAAUGUCAGAGUUUUCUGUACAUAGCCUAUCAUUCAUUAGGCUGUUUAUACUACAAACAAAAUAGAUUUGAAGUUGCUAUAAAAUGGUUUCAAAAAUCAAAGCAAGAAUUUGAAGAUAACCCACCAUCAAUAGAGUGGACUGAUGUGGUGUUAAAAGCGGAAGAGAUUAAACCAGAAAAUUUUCCAGUCAAAAUAAAUGAAUAUGUUGAAUUGUGUAAAUAUGCUCCUGAUCCUAUAGCCGUCUGCCAAGAUGCAAAUUGUCAGGGAUAUUAUAAGACGGAAAUAUAUGCUUCUGACCCUGAUUACAAGGGCUAUGUUGAACUUUGCUGUGAUAAUAAUUGUUUGAUAGCAUAUCAUACUACUUGCUGGAAAAAGCUAAAGGACUCUCAGUAUCGUGGAAAAACUAAUCAGGAUUUCUGUUUAAUGAAAUGUAUGAGCAGUGAUUGUAAAGGUCUUUUCAUAAAAUUUGUGAUUCACAAUGCUUCAGGAAGCGCACAGACUGAGUUUGAAAUCAAAGUUCCAAAUCCGUCGCGUCAAAUUCCAGCUGUAAAAAAUGAACGAAAAGCGGGUGCCCUGGAGGAACCCAGUGAAUGUAAUAAGCAGAAUGACACUGAGAUAGGAAAGGAAGAGAAAAGAGCAGAUUCAUCUCUACUGACAGAUAAUUGUCGCCUGUUCCGUGAAGUCACUCUGAAAAGAAAGUUGAUUGAAAAUGUAAUUGUUGAAACCAGGAAAGCGUCUGAGCUAAUGAUCCGUUGUGGCCUGAAAGAAGCAUUAAUGGAGAAAAGCAGUGAAAUUACUGCAGAAAUGAUUCUAGACCAUGUUUUGGGAUGGAACUGCAAUUUUAAAAUCCGCCAAUUCUUAAUUCUGUUUAAAGAUGAGGAUCUUUCUAAUCACUCAGAACUAAAGGAAUGGAUAACAUUAAUUUUGGAACUGGGUGAUCAGUGUAGUUUGUGCUUUCUGUAUAGCUACAAGAAAGCUAUAAUUCAGAUUCUGUAUGAUGUGGAAAAUCUCCUCAUCUUUGUUCAAAAGCUGCUGUCAAGAAAGGCCAUAAGUAAAGAGGAAAUAAAGGUGCUAACAGUAACCCCAUCCGAACAAAGGCCGGGUGUCCUGAUGGAACAAAUGACCACUCAGAAAGAUCUCUGGCAGAUGGGAGAGCUAGUGUUUGCCCUGGCUGAAGAACAAGAGAGGAUACCCAAACUGAAGCCUUUAUUUCAAGAGUUUGACCGAGAGUUUGAGCAAUUCAACAAAGGACGUGUCCCUAAUUUUGGAAAUGUUUUGCCCGUGGAUCCUCUUUCCCAAGUCAUGGAUUAUUCCCUAUUUUACCGUCUCCUUCAUCUGCUCAUAAUAAAGGGUACUGAAGUCAUUUUGCAGAUAUUUGAUCGAGCAGUACCACCUCAGAUACUGAAGAGGGAAUUACUGAAAAAUAAACGCACUCUGGAACCUUAUCACAAGGGUUCAUCAAGGAGUAUGCUUAACACAGGAGAAUGGAGCUUACUUUACCCACCUAACAAUGAACAACCCAACUCAAAGAGAUUUGACAUCACAUUACUGGCAUCACUUAUUCGACACAUGAAGAUCCUUCCUGCACCACGCCGUGGGUGGGACACUGAACCAUUGGCAAAUGAUCACAGUAAAAGUGCUGCUAUAUGGCGCCUUUGUAACUUUCGAAACAAACUUCUUUUUGAAACUCUGAACACGGGAAUUGAGGAACCUGAAUUUACCGCUGAGUGGGACAGAAUCACAGAAUCUCUUGUGAGCCUUGGAGCAGAUAGCCAAACAUUAAAGGAGCUUAAAAGUUGUCCUGUUGAGAAACUCUGGGAGGAUCACCAUAGACUGGCUGGUUACCUGGGCAAACCUGUAGCAGAUGUCAUGCAACUGCUCCUCUCAUUUUUCCAACAAGUAGGAACGCCCAUACAGACAAAAGGAGCAACAUCAACAAACACGACAGGCUUGCCUACACUUCCUGCUCCAGUAGAAACAAGUGAGAAAAUAAUGGAGCCAACAGAGUUAAAGGAUGAUGAUGACUCAACGGUAUUGAAAGCCAAAACCAAGUCUAAGAAGAAAAAGAAAAAGUCUAAAAGUAAAAAGGGUCAAAUAAAUGAAGAGGAUCAAAAUACAGCUCAUGAUGCAGCAUCAGACAAACGUGAGACCCUAUCAAUUCCUGUGCAAGAGAACCAGCUGAAUGAGAAUGGAAGCAACAAGCAAGUGGCAGAUUGUAGCUGUGAUGUUUCUGCAUUUAGUGCCAGUGCAUCAGCCUCAUCACUACUGGUAUUGAGUACUGUGACUGACAACUGUAAUACUGAUCCCUCUUUAACAAGUCAUGAAGUCAACACACUUGAAGAUUUGCCUGAUCAAACUUACCAAAGCGAUGGAGAGCUGGACAACCUUGAUAAUACCCUCAUUGAUGAGGAGUCCACUGGUUCCUCAGUUCCCUCGUCGAUAAGUGAUUUGUAUUCAUCCCCAUCGAUAGGUGAUGGAGCCAUCAAAAUACAGAAGCACAUAUGGCAAAAUGUGAAAGAGGAAUCUGAAAUCAGGCAAAAGUUGAUUGUUUUACAAAAUGAAAACCAAGCUCUUGCAAGAAAUUUAGAACAAUUGAUAAUUAAACUGAAGGAAGAGCAACAACAAAGAACCCGCACAGAAAACCGGUAUUUAAGAUUCCAAGAGCAUUAUCAGCUAGAAAUAUCUAGAUUGAACCAGCAAAUUCAAAGCAAAGACGAAGAAAUAAAGAAAAUUACAGCACAGUUCGUAAGCGAACGGUCACUGUGGAAUAAGGAUAAAGCUAAACUAGAAGAUGUAACUGCAAAAAACAUUGCAAAGUUAGUAGAGGCAACAAAGCGAGCAGUAGCUGCUGAGGUUUUGUUUUUGGAGUGCCGUAGGGAUCAUGGCCUUUUCCAGUUGCAACAGGCUGAGCAAGAUUGUUCAGCUCAGCUUAGGACAGCAGAAGAUAAUUUGACACGGAAUUCUGAAUCUGCUCAUGUACGUGCAACAGUCGAUGGUUGGCAAGCAAUUGUAGCUGAUAUAAGAAACAAAAUUGAUUUUACAAAGAAUCAGUUUGACGAACAGAUAAGUUUGUUGAAGAGUGGAACUAAACUGAGUGUGCUUCCAAAGAUAAAAAUCCCACCGCCUCCUCCGCAUCCUGAUGCAGUUAUGAAGCAUUUUCUGGAACAACAUUUACAGGCAAAAGCAAACAAUAUGCUGACUGGAUUUGGGCAGCUAAAGUCUACCAAUGGAAGGUCAAUUAAUAUCACAGGACCAGCAGAUGCUUCUACAGCUGUACAUGAACAGUUUCGAGGGUCUGUCCCAGUAUCUGAACAAACCACAUCCCAGCAGUCUAGCAGAGGAGCAGCAGGGGCAAUGGCAACAGCAGUAGGAAUCCGUGGGAAGAACAGCUUCGAGAGAAUUAUGGAGAAACUUUCAACAUCCUAUCCACAGUUUACCAGGAGCUCAUUAACGGAUUUCUUGAAAGAAGUAAGACUGUCUAAUGGCGGAUCCCUUUCAGGAUUAUCCUACGAUGAAAUUGUUAAUAAAGUAGCACGAUUAGUGGAAUCAAAACUCUCAGAGAGCAGCAACAGUGGUCAAAAGAAAUCCUCUCCUCAAUCUGUUUGGCAUUUGUCUAGGCAACAGGGACUUAAGUCUUGGGAAGGAGCCAGGGGACUGACUGAAGAACAAGACCCUUGUGUGAUCUGUCACGAAGAACUUACUAUAGAGUCCAUGCUUGUUUUACCAUGUGCUCACAAGUUUCACACCCAGUGUAUUGGACCAUGGCUGAAUGAACAGAGGACUUGUCCAACUUGCAGACUUCAUGUUGUGCUACCACAAGAAUUUCCAGGUCUUCCCAGUAGGAACAUUCCUCCUUUGUGAAUGCCUACAUGAACAGAAGUGAAGAAAACUCAAUCUGAAUUUGAUUGUUCAGGGUAUACUCUGCCUGUGUAAUGGGGAUUUAGCUUAAGUGGGUAAGAUGGGAAUUAGCCUUCUAGUAAUUUGUAAACCUUACUUGGUAAUUUGUAUGUGCUUAAAAUAAUUUGUUUAUGAAUAAAGGUUUAGUUUUGUAAGAAA